Messenger RNA from Penicillium egyptiacum, 1587 nucleotides. Lineage: Eukaryota; Fungi; Ascomycota; Eurotiomycetes; Eurotiales; Aspergillaceae. The record is from the annotation of a GenBank genome assembly.
AUGACUGUUUGGAGCCCCUGCUCCAUACUCGCUACUUAUGGUGCACUAGCCUUCGGGCUAGUGCUCGUCGUUCGCACAUGGGUUCGCCCCCAGCGAGUCCCUCCUGGGAUUCAGUGGGCAGGCAAACGACCCAAUGAGUUCCUGGCGGAGAUUAGAGCCUGUCUGCGUGAAUAUACCACAGGUAUUACCACGAUGAUGUCAGCCUAUAAGAAAUUCAACGUCGCCGGGAUACCGUUCCUCCUGCCCACGACGGGGUUCGAACCUCAAGUGAUGCUGCCGCAGGAAUGGAUCAAAUGGGUUGUCGACCAGCCCGAGGACAUCUUAUCCUCGCGGCAGGUUCAGGGCGAAAGGCUAGGCCUCAAUUACAUUCUGCCCGCAUUGGAUAUUACUUCCGACGUCGCGAUCAUUGAAGCAACUCGUAUUCACCUGACCCGGAACGUUGGGAAAGUGCAGGCUAAUCUGGUCGAUGAACUACGUCAAUCUGUGGAUAAAGUGUUUGGGAUGAACACUGAAGAGUGGUCAGAGGUUAAUGUCCACAGCGCGAUGAAGGAACUUACGUUCAAGUCGACCGGACGCGUUCUGUUUGGUCAUUCUUUGACUCAUAACGAAAAGUUCAUGCAUGGCCUCUCGGGCUUUUCGACUUGGUUCGGUAUAGGGAUUAUUCUGGUCGGACAAUUAAUUCCGUGGCAGUUUCGACGAUUCGUCGGCUCUCUAUGUGCUUUACCAAUGGCGUACUAUCGGGCCAUAUGCACGAGGCAUGUCGGGCCGGUGUUUUCCGAGCGGUUUGAGAACAUGCAGCGUAAGAUCCACGACCCAACCUUCGAUUAUUCCCCGCCGGAAGAUUUGAUCACCUGGGUGUUCCGCGCCGCGUUUAACAUGAAAGACCAAACGAUCACGAAUGGCAAGCCGUUAGCAAGCAGAUUCAUUCUCCUAAUGUCGGGAGCACUUUCAUCAUCUGUGGCGAUAACUACGCACGCGCUUGUUGACCUUCUGGGGUCUGACCCGCAACACAACUAUGUCGAGUUAUUGCGGGAAGAGUCCGAGUCGACGUUUCUAACGGAAGAUGACUGGAACCGCUCGACUUCGCUUUUGAAAUUGCAUCGCUUGGAUAGUGUAUUCCGAGAAAGUCUCCGACGCAAUCCUCCCACUCUACGGGGCUUAUCGCGACAGGUGAUGCCUAAAGAAGGCGUGAUACUCCCAAAUGGCCAGAAGAUUCCGCAAGGAGCGUGGAUUGGAGUUCCGGUCUUAGCCAUCCAGGCAGAUGAGCGAUUUUACGAUCAGCCUGAUGUGUUUAGUCCGUUACGCUUUGUGCCCACCGAAGUGGCCAAACGAACUCUUAUGGUGACUACUAGCGAUACAUUCCUGCCUUUUGGUCAUGCCAGGGGCUCUUGUCCCGGUCGUUGGUUUGCGUCCCAUUUCAUGAAAUUGCUCUUUGCCUAUAUCAUGAUCAACUAUGAGCUGGAACCACUGGAGGGAGGAAGACCUCUCAACAAGGUUGUUGGUGACCAUCUAAUACCUCCAAUUCAGGUUUCCAUCCGUGUUCGGCGAAGAGCCUUACCUACGGAGCCUAAGGGUUCAAGUCUCUAA